AUGGCGUUGAAGCAUCGCUGGAAGGGAUCCAUGAAGUCCUUUGGGAGUCAUCUUGAUCCACAGAAGGAAGAACAAUUGAAAGGUGUAAAAAAGGAGAUUGAAAAUAAAGUAGGAAGGAUUCUUAAGCUCAUUAAAAGUGUUAAUCAAGGGAAUAAAGAGAAUAAGAUGAAGAAAAAGUCAGAACUUUUCCAACGCAUUGAAGAUUUCCACAGAAAGUACCUAUCCCUGUACUCUCUUUAUGAAGACUUAAGAGGAGAAGUGAGAAAAAAGGUAAACAGCAGUGAUGAUGACAGUUCUUCUACUUCCACCUCAGAUUCCGAGUCUGACGAUUCUCCAAAUGAUUCGACUCGUAAUGAUAUUACAAGUGAAGAUUUAGAAGAGGUUGUUUUGAAGGAUAAGCUAGCUUCAACAGUCGAAACUAUAGACUUGGAUUCACAGUCAUCUUUCGAAAUGUCGAGAGAUGAAUCCCGUGAUAAUCUUAAGGACCUCGAGGUUCAAGAUGAGCAUACAGAAUGUGUAAAACGAAGAGCGAUGGAUGAUUCUAUCUUGUUAAAGGAGAAAUUGUUUGAAAGAGAGGAAUAUCUGGUUGAUGAGGGUGGAAAAUUUGUUCAGAGGAAGGACGACUUAGAGGGUCAGGCCUCGGGCUUGAAUCCUGAGAUUGAAGCCCUUUUCGCGGAGAAAAGAGAAGUGGAAGAACGGAUUAACUGCACAUUGAAUGAAGCUAAAGAACUGAAAACAAAGAAUUCAGAACUGGUAACUCAGAUUUUGGAACUUGAAGAGAAAUGUAGACAAAAAGAUGAACAUUUUUCCAUUCUUACGAAAACUUUUGAGGAAAAUGAGCGACACUAUAAAUCUAGAAUUGAAGGCCUCACAGAACAAGCGAAUUCUUUUAAGCUCGAAAUGAAUAUUUUGCACACUCAGAAAGGUGAAUUGGAACAACAGGUCCAAGAAGGAUCUUCUCGAGUUGAGGACUUGAUGAAGCAAGUUAAUUUUCUGCAGCAGGAUCUGGAGACUACGAGAAACCAGAAAGUAGAAUUGGAGUUAGAACUCAAAAAGAAAUUGAAAGAAGCAUCAAAGUACCUUAAUCAGAUCGAAAUUUUGAACGAAAAAUUGACAAAACUGCAGAGUAUAAUUGAGGAGAAAGAAUGCCUAAAACUGCAGCUACGAGAUUUAGAACUUGAUGUUCAGUCUUUAAACACAAAGAAAAAUGACUUGGAAGAGAAGAUAGUACCAAUAAAAGAGGAGGCUUAUCAGUUGAGAGUCGAAAAAGAGGAACUACAGAAAACAUUCUCUGGAUUGCAAAGAGAUCUUUUGAAGAAGGAAAAUGAACUUAACAAGCUCGAGAACGAUUUGGACGCAUUACAAAGUGAGAAAAACAGAUUAGAGCUCGAUCUUGAGGUGGAGAAACAAAAUUCUGCGAUUUGUAUAUCAAAUAUGGAAAAGAAAAACAAUCAAUUAACGGACAAGUUACACGAAAUUAGGGAAGAACACAAACAACAGUCGAAAUCAAGCUUCCAAAUGGCAGAAAGAAAGAUAGAAGAAAUGGCAGAAGAAUUCCGAAAACAGUUCGAAGACAAUCUCCGUAUCAUGAGCAGGAGAAUCCGAGUUGCAGAACAGUUACACGCAGAGAACAAGGAUUGUUACUUGAAGACAAAGGAAAUUUACGAGCAAGAAAACAAAGAACUUGAAGAAAGAUAUGGAAAAGCUGAGGUCGGAUUCAAGAAUAUGAAGGAAUUAUCAUUAACAGCAAAGGAUAUGCUGAAUUCAUUAGACACAGUGGGAUUAAAGUUUGAGGAAUGCACUGCUAAUUUCUUGAAUAGAAUCUCAAAAGUUUCUUGUGAAUUGAAAUUUACAAAGGAUUGGGUGAGGAGGAAGAACAAGGCAGCAAUGCAUUUGAAAGAUGAUUUAAAUUGUUUACUUAGUCAAAUGGAUGAAAAAGAAGCAGAGAUAUUAGUAUUCAGAGAGAGAGUUUGGAAAUCAGAAAAUAAAGUUAGAGAAUUGGAGAAAAUGAACAAACAUCAUGAAGAUGGGAUGUUAGUAAUGCAGGAGGAGAAGAGGGAGGCAAUCAGGCAGCUUUGUGUAUGGAUAGACUAUCACCGGAGCCGAUCCGAUUAUUACAAGAAAAUACUAACGGAGGUAACUCCGAAUUAUCGGAGAACAUCUUAG
Molecule: messenger RNA, 2166 nt
Organism: Fraxinus pennsylvanica
Lineage: Eukaryota; Viridiplantae; Streptophyta; Magnoliopsida; Lamiales; Oleaceae
Source: the annotation of a GenBank genome assembly